Molecule: messenger RNA, 2555 nt
Organism: Nymphaea colorata (pocket water lily)
Lineage: Eukaryota; Viridiplantae; Streptophyta; Magnoliopsida; Nymphaeales; Nymphaeaceae
Product: leucine-rich repeat receptor-like protein FASCIATED EAR2
Exons: 2
Coding region: 166-2163 (665 amino acids)
Molecular function (GO): protein binding
Source: RefSeq, a predicted model, not a curated record
UCAAAACCUACGUUUCGGAAAUGAAAUGGGGGCAUGUUAGACAUUUCACCAUAAUCCCCCCCACCCCCUUCCUCUCUCUCUCUCUCUCUCUCUCUCUCUCUCUAGGGUUUUGCUCGUCUCCUUCCUGCUUCCUCUGCAACACCUGAGAGUCGGAGACUCGGAGUAAUGGAACCUUCCUCUCCGUUGCGUCUCUUUCUUUCCUCCAUCUCCUUCUCUGCGUCGAAAUCCUGCGGUGAGGGCUUUAUUCUCUUUAACCCCAUCGGUUUCGUCUUCUUAAUCCAUCUCCUCGUCGUCGCCGUCUCGGCCGGCAACGAUAUCCACCCCGGCGACUCGGAGGCUCUCCUGCGCUUCAAGUCCGCGGUUUCGGACCCUUCUGGUUCCCUUUCCGGCUGGCGGACGGGUUCGACCUGCGAUCUCUGGCCUGGCCUCCUUUGUUCCAACCGAACUGGCCGCGUUAUCCGCCUAAACCUCCCUUCCUGCUCCCUCCAAGGCCCUCUCCACCCUUCUGUUUGCGCUCUCCCCGCGCUCCAGUCGAUCUCUCUCUCCGGAAACCGUCUUUCCGGUGAGAUUCCCGCCUGCCUUGGCGACCUCCGCUCCCUUGAGACGCUCGAUCUCCGAGGCAACCUUCUCUCCGGCGCCGUCCCCCUAUCCUUAUCCGGCCUCCCUCGUCUUCAGCACGUGGACCUGUCCCGGAACGAACUUUCGGGCACGAUUCCUUGCUUCAGUGCAGCCGCAGCUACGCUUUCUUUCGUCGACCUUUCUGUGAACUCGCUUUCUGGCGGGAUCCCCUCAUGCAUCUCUCGUCUCCGCUCUCUAAAUGUGCUCAACCUGUCCGUCAAUUCCUUUCGAUCCCCACUUCCGCCCUUCCUCAGGUUCUCGAGUGAGCUCGCUGUCCUUGACCUACACUCGAACGAUCUCUCUGGCCGAAUCCCAGUAGAAUUGUCGGACUCUGGCAGCUCGUCAGGGUUAGUGUUUCUGGAUCUCUCCUUCAACAGGUUCUCCGGAGAGAUUUCGGCAGGGGUAUUUGAGCUGCGUCUGCUUCAGGCCGUCAUCCUUUCUCAUAACUCGCUUUCCGGUGACAUUCCGGCGUCGGUCGGCAACCUGACGAACUUGCAAGUCCUGGACUUGUCCGUCAAUUCUCUGAGCGGAUCGAUCCCUCUGAGCCUUGUCGGUUGCUUUCAGUUGGUUGAAUUGAAGCUUAAGGCAAAUAACCUCUCCGGAUCGCUCCAUCCCGAGCUUGACGCGCUCUCGAGCCUCAGGAUUCUUGAUUUGAGUGACAACCGGAUCUCCGGAGAGAUCCCACUGCCGCUGGCCGGCUGCAAGUCGCUUGAGAUCGUGGACCUCAGCAGGAACGCCUUCACUGGCGAGUUUGCCGAUGCCUUCCUCAAGUGGACUGGCCUCCGGAUGCUUUCACUUGCUGGAAACAACUUCCAAGGCGAGCUCCCUAGCUGGAUCUUCUCCUUCGAUAACCUCCGAGUGCUUAACCUCUCUCGCAACAAUUUUUCCGGCGCCAUACCUGAGAGCGUCCUCAACGCCGACUCUGUCCUCGCCCGCGGCGGUGAUCCUCCCGGUCUUUUCCUGGAAUUCCACCCGGUUGUCGUGGUCUCGAUUGAGAUUGCCCCAGAAAAUCGGCAAUUAGGAUUCAGUUAUGAUCUCUUGUCGGUAGUAACAAUCGACCUCUCUGGAAACUAUUUGUCCGGGGAAAUUCCGGCUGGCUUGUUGAGUCUGAAGGGUGUGGAAUAUCUCAACCUCUCCUACAAUUCGUUUUCCGGCGGGAUUCCGUCGGGUUGGGCAAAUAUGAGCGCGUUGCGCAGCCUGGACCUCUCCCACAACUCGUUAUCCGGCCAGAUUCCAGCAGAUAUCUCAGACCUUGAGAACCUGACCUUCCUGAACCUGUCCUACAAUUGCCUCACUGGCUCUGUGCCUGAGAAGAAGCGGAUUUGGAGCUUUCAGGGGGCAUUCGUGGGUAAUCCGGGGCUCUGUGGAGAAGGUUGCUCUGGAAACGAUAUUCCGGUGCCAGUGGUGAGCGACGGGGAAGAAUUCAUGUCGAUGACCGCAUUUGCUGUAAGCGCGGGGAUGAGCUUCUACCUGUCGAUUGGUGCACUUUUCCUCUGGCCUCAAUCGAGGAAUUAUGUCCUCCGUCCAUGGAAGCCAGAAUCCUGAGGUGGCUUUCCGGCAUUAGUUUCUUCAUCUGGAGGCAGUUUGUCGUCUUCUGGGACGUGGAAUUUGCCAUUUGAGAAUGGUGAGUUGGCAUGAUGAAGUUUGAUAUGUUGGGGAUUGGUAUCUAAUGGCAUCUAUCUUGAACGCGUGGUGGUUUGGAAGUCUGUUGGAUGGUAGACAUGAUUUACGCACUGCAAAACUUACAAUCCACAGAAUCAAGAGUGGGAAUUUGUGAUAUUUUGUCGAGCAUUUACUCUGCAGGCAGAUUAACUUAAAUGGUGAGCAACUGCUCACUACGUAUGGGGUAAGAAGGAAACAGAAGGAGCCUAUUUGCUUCUGGAGUGCUCGUGUUGUGGAGGGAAGGCGUUGGUCUAAAAAUUUGAAGCCCGAGGCAA